AUGUCUAGUACAACUACUUCAGUAAAUUUGCAACCAUCCGCAAAAUUAGCUCAACCAUAUAUUCAAACUUCAUUAUCUGAAGUAACAGAUAUUUUACCUAUAAAACCACCAUGUCGUGUUUUUUUCAAGAAUGAAUUAGAACAACCAUCUGGCAGUUUUAAAUUAAGAGGAAUUGGUCAUUUGGUUCAAAAAUCAAUUGAGAAUGCAAUUACUAAUCAUCCAAAUAAAAAAAUCCAUGUUUUUGCUUCAAGUGGUGGUAAUGCUGGUUUAGCAGCUGCUUAUCUGGCUUAUUUCUAUAAGGUUAAAUGUACUGUUGUUUUACCAGUUAUUUCCAAAUUGGUGGUUCAAGAAAAAUUGAAAAGUUAUGGAGCUGAAAUCAUUUUAUUUGGAAAUACCAUUAAUGAAGCUGAUAAACAUUUAAGAAAUCUUAUGAAUUCAAUUGAUUUGAAUUCAAUUCAUCCAGUAUAUUGCCAUCCAUUUAACAAUCCUUUGAUUUGGCAAGGACAUGCAUCAUUAGUUGAUGAAGUUUGUCAGCAAUUACCAAAAGAAGAAUUGUCUUCUUUGAAAGGAAUGGUAUGCUCUGUUGGUGGUGGUGGUUUAUAUAAUGGUAUUUACCAAGGUAUGAAAAACAACAAGGUUAGUGGAGAAGUUUUAUUAAUUGAAACUAAACAAGCUCCAACAUUAAGUGAAAGUUUACAAGCUGGUGAUGUCAUUACAUUAAAAUCUGUUAAUUCCAUGGCAACAUCAUUAGCUUGUUCUUAUACCACUAAACAAACAUUAGAAUAUUAUCAAGACAAAUCCACAAUUGAAUCCAAGCUUGAAGUCAUUGAUGACAUUGAUGCAUUAAGAGCUUGUCUCGCUUUCAACAAGUGUUGUAAAAAAACUGUGGAACCUGCUUGUGGUGCUGCUUUAUCUGUUGCCUACAAUAGAAUUGAUUUAUUGUACAAGAAUUUCAGUCACUUACAACCAAGUGACAUUGUGGUAGUUGUUGCUUGUGGUGGUUCAUGUACUACUGAUGCUGACCUUACUACUUUCCCACAAAUCAUCAGAAAAGCCGAAACCAAAUUAUAG
Messenger RNA from Candida tropicalis MYA-3404, 1071 nucleotides. It is a transcript of the gene CHA1, whose product is annotated as Cha1p. Gene Ontology annotation, molecular function: threonine deaminase activity; pyridoxal phosphate binding; L-serine ammonia-lyase activity. NCBI's taxonomy places the organism in Eukaryota, Fungi, Ascomycota, Pichiomycetes, Serinales, Debaryomycetaceae. Bases 1 to 1071 code for a protein of 356 amino acids. The record is from RefSeq and is a predicted model, not a curated record. The transcript has a single exon. Gene Ontology annotation, biological process: L-serine catabolic process; L-threonine catabolic process.